UUAUAUACAUCGCACGCUACCGCGGAAUCGGAUUUCGGAGCACGUUGUUUUCAGUUUUUACAUUCGUCGGUUUUAAUUUCGAUAAAAAAGUGGGUUUUUAGUCUGGAAAAUAGUUGAAAGUAACAUCAAAUUAAAGCGUAGUAAUGGCCAAGUUGCUGUCGUAUUACAGUUUAUGCCCGAUAAACGAUGUUCGUGAAUUUUUGGGCCUUUCCCGCGAUGUCGACACCGGUUGCGUGAUUAACACCCUUGGGAGGAACAUCAUCCAAGUUGUGAAGUUGAGCAAUCAAAAACUUCAGCACAGUUGGACCUCGCUGGACCGCCUAACCAGUAAGGUGGUGUACGAUUUCCGCUCGGAACGUUACGUGGCUGUUUUUGGGAACCGUCAAAUCCGCAGCUGGAACCGAGAUCAGGCCGAUAUCAACAAAGUUAAGAAAUUGAAGUUCUUCCGUAACAUCCUCGAGCUGUUCACUUUGGAUAACGGACAGGUUUUGGUUCUGUAUGAUGAUGGAACUUGUGAAUCUUUGGAAAGUGCUGUCGAUACUAGGAACGAUGACCGAAAAGAUCCGGAUAAUAUUUUGACAAAGCCCCACAUUGACCCGACCAAGGAAACGAUUUUGAAUGUCACAAUCAUCACUUUGGACAGUGGAGACACAAUGUUGGCAUACUUCGUCAAAGACCAAGAGGGAGAAUCGCUGACCUUGAACUAUGUGCUUCUGGAAAAGGAAAGCCUCAAAUCGACAAAAGGAUUCCAUAAGAUCAAACUGGAGCGGAUUGAACAGAAAGUGCACCUAGUUGGACAGAGUAUAGUGGACGGAAGCGGAGGCCCUUGUUUGAUCACUAUUUGGUCCGACAAACGUAUCUUCUCCAAGCAGCUGGUUUUCGACGAAGAAGCUCAUCAAUCGAUUGGCAACUUCAUCUCUAUACUGAAUAUGAUCAACACCAGUCAACCAUUGUCUAUGAUCGGCAUCAGCAGAGACUACGUUGCAAUUUAUGCUAACAAUCUCAAUCAGGACGGCGCCACAUUGCUGCUGUACAAUGUUCAGUUCAAGGUCGUCCAAGCGAAGCAGUUGUUUAAAGUUUACUUCAACAACUCACGGUUCUGGUUGAGCGAAAAUCACAUUUUGCUAGCAUUCGGUCAAACGCUUGCCGUGGUUCCGUUUAAGAUCAGCAAGGAACAACUGUCGGACAUGGUGGGAACACAAAGAAGUAAUGAGUUGCGUUCCUACGUCGAUAACGAAAGCAUUAACGAAGACUGCGACUUUAACGAAGGUUUCGCUUUUGUUGGAAAUCUGCAAACCGUGGUGGACGAAGAAAGCGAGGAGGAAGAUUCUGGCCCCGAAAAUGCCUAUCAAAUUUUCAAAAGUAUCGAAACGUUUGAAGAAUCACUGCGAAAAGCCUACAAAAGCAAUUUGCAGGUGGAUGUCCUGCGCGACGAAUCACUUCCGGAAGAUACCAUCCAAAUGCGAUUAAUGGCCAACGUUGACAGCUCAAUUGGCCCGUUGGUUUUCUCGGAAAAGUUCGAAAUCUUCGUCAGCGAACUUGAGAAGCACGGUUUUUGCGAAAUGGAGAUUACCGAUAAAAUUCUUCCACUGAUGAUUGAAUCCAAUGCCUCUCUGGACAUUGGCAAGUGUCUAAAGCGUUACAGCACAGUUUCCGAGAGGGCGCUUGUUUCGGUGCUUCAGUAUGCCCUUUCAUGUAAUGAUCAAUCAAAGGCAAAGCAAUCGAAAAUCCCAGAUAUUGAGCAACUUUUGGCUACAUCUGAGAAAAGUACCAUUCCUCCAUCAAAUCCAUCCGAAGAAGUGCAAAAUUUAGAUAUUUUGAACUGCCAUGAUGUUAAAGACAACUCCCAAAACGACCUGUUGAACAUUGUUCUCUCGUGCAGUUUUAAUCGCAGAGUUAUUCUACCUCUGGUGCGCAAGGAAAUCGAUUUGAAUGCAGUUCUUCGGCUGUUGGAUCAUUUAUACUUCUUGCUGACGGAUCCCGUUGCCAGCCUGAGCGAAACUCCGACCAACUGCGACAACUUUGAUAGUGACGAGAAGGUCAUUGAAUGGGCUAUGUUGCUCAUCGAUUCACACUAUCAACAGAUUAUCCUCUCUCGGGACAGAGAGGUGCGCGAAAAGAUUAUCAACUGGAUGAACAUUGUAAAGCAACACAUCGAUAGCCUGAAGGAGCUGAAAUCGUUUGCUCCGACGGUGUUGCGAUUGGUUGAGAACAAAGCAGGAAACGGAGACAAGCGCGCCAACAAGUGGUACAGUAUAGAGACGGUGCAACUGUACUGAUAACAACUUGAAUGGGAAAUAGACGUAGGAUAGACGUUGAUAACGAUGAA
Molecule: messenger RNA, 2329 nt
Organism: Aedes aegypti (yellow fever mosquito)
Lineage: Eukaryota; Metazoa; Arthropoda; Insecta; Diptera; Culicidae
Exons: 3
Coding region: 144-2279 (711 amino acids)
Biological process (GO): maturation of SSU-rRNA
Cellular component (GO): nucleus; nucleolus
Molecular function (GO): RNA binding
Source: RefSeq, a predicted model, not a curated record